AUGAUCACAAGAAAUAGAUUAUGGAAUACGAAAUUAUCCCAAUUAUAUUUAACUUAUUUCAAGAAAAGAGAGUUUUUUGAAUAUACAAAUAAUAAAUGUUUUUUAAAUUUUCAAAAUAGAUUAUUUUCUCAUAUUCCUGUACCAUAUGUUAUUGAACAAACCGGGAGAUUUGUUAAUACUUUUGACAUUUUUAGCAGAUUAUUAAGAGAAAGGAUAGUAUGUCUUAAUGGAGUAAUAAAUGAUGGAGUUUCUGCUGUAGUUGUUGCUCAAUUACUUUUUUUAGAGGCAGAAAAUCCUGAAAAACCUAUUUCUCUUUACAUUAAUUCUUCUGGAGGAAAUGUAACUGCUGGCCUUGCUCUUUACGAUACUAUGCAAUAUAUUCGAUCACCUGUUUCUACAUUAUGUAUUGGUCAAGCAUCAUCAAUGGCAUCUCUUUUAUUGGCAGGAGGUGCUCCUGGGCAAAGAUAUGCAUUACCUCAUGCAAGUAUUAUGAUUCAUCAGCCGAGUGGUGGUGUAUCUGGGCAAGCUAGUGAUAUAGCAAUUCAUGCACGUGAAAUUUUGAAAGUUAGAGAGCGUUUAAAUUUUAUUUAUCAAAAACAUUUAACUAGAAUUAAAGACUUAGGCGAUAUAGAAAAAAUAAUGGAAAGAGAUUAUUUUCUAACUCCACAAGAGGCACUUGAGCUAGGUAUUAUUGAUGAGAUUUUAGUUAAACGUAACAAAUAA
This is a messenger RNA of Pneumocystis carinii B80, 723 nucleotides long. Its product is annotated as ATP-dependent Clp endopeptidase, proteolytic subunit ClpP. Gene Ontology annotation, molecular function: ATP-dependent peptidase activity; serine-type endopeptidase activity; ATPase binding. Gene Ontology annotation, biological process: protein quality control for misfolded or incompletely synthesized proteins. Bases 1 to 723 code for a protein of 240 amino acids. The transcript is spliced from 9 exons. Gene Ontology annotation, cellular component: endopeptidase Clp complex. The record is from RefSeq and is a predicted model, not a curated record. Lineage: Eukaryota; Fungi; Ascomycota; Pneumocystomycetes; Pneumocystales; Pneumocystaceae.